CCCAAAUAAAAUCUUCUAGCUCCGCCCCUGGAUUAAAUGAUAUUGUUUAAAAAAAAUCAAUUAAAUAUAGACUAUAAAUAUAUAUAGCGUAUUUUGAUAUGUAUUAGUGGUCGAUGGUGACUCGACUGAAACUUUAUCUCAUGAAUCUCAUUGAUUCGGUGAGAGAAGCGCUUCUCCCGGCGGUCACGGCGCAUGGAUCAGGCCGUCCUCAGGAGCGCUUCUCGGCAAAUAGCAGCCGUCUGCAGGGGGGGUGUUCCCGGUACAGUCCACGCCCCUGAGGCUCGGAGCUGGCUGCACGCUGAGGAUCCGGGAAGGCUGCUUGCUGACCGGAGACGAAGAGGACGCUCUCUCUCCACCACAGACCUUCACCGCAGGAGAGCGCGCGGCGCAGAUCCACGCGGUCACGCACGCAGGCACCAUGAUUCCUGUAAUGGAAUUCCGGCAGUUCUCUGAGCAGCAGCCCGCGUUCAGAGUCCUGAAGCCGUGGUGGGACGUCUUCACCGACUACCUGUCUGUAAUCAUGCUCAUGAUCGGCGUCUUUGGAUGCACCCUGCAGGUAAUGCAAGACAAAAUCAUUUGCCUUCCUCAGAGAACAUCAUCCCUCUCACAGAACAGCAGCGAAGUGGAGCUGAAGUCACUGUUACACAUGCAGCCCAACGCCUCAUCGGGACUUAGAGAAAUGUCAGGCCUAAAAACUCAUCUGGAUCUUCAGCAAUACAGUUUCAUCAAUCAGAUGUGUUACGAGAAGGCUCUGCAUUGGUAUGCCAAGUACUUUCCUUAUUUGGUUCUCAUUCACACGCUUGUUUUCAUGGUGUGCAGCAACUUCUGGUUCAAAUUUCCGGGGUCCAGCUCUAAAAUAGAGCAUUUCAUCUCAAUGCUUGGGAAAUGCUUUGAUUCUCCCUGGACCACACGAGCGCUGUCCGAGGUGUCCGGGGAAAAUCCAGAGGAGAAGGAGCAUAAGAAGAGUGGGACGUCUCGGUCCAGCAGUGUUGUGUCACCUGGGGAGCCCAUUCUAGAGAGGACACAGUCAUUACGGUCCAUCCCUGAGAAGAUAGUUGUUGACCAGCCAUCAGCAAGUGUCCUUGAUAAGAAAGAGGGAGAACAAGCAAAAGCUCUUUUUGAAAAAGUGAAGAAGUUUCGACUGCAUGUGGAAGAAGGGGACCUUCUCUAUCUUAUGUAUGUGCGGCAGACGGUUUUCAAGGUGGUCAAGUUCCUCGUGAUCAUUGCCUAUAACAGCUCUCUGGUCAAUAAAGUUCGGAACAGAGUACGCUGUGAAGUUGAGAUCCAAGACAUGACUGGCUAUAAGAAUUUUGAAUGUAAUCACACUAUGGCUCAUCUGUUCUCUAAGUUGUCUUACUGUUAUCUGUGUUUGGUGGCUGUCUAUGGACUAACAAGCCUGUACACGUCCUACUGGCUGUUUUACCGCUCAUUGAAGGAAUACUCCUUUGAGUAUGUCCGCCAGGAGACUGGCAUCAAUGACAUCCCAGACGUCAAAAAUGACUUUGCUUUCAUGCUGCACAUGAUAGACCAGUAUGACCCGCUGUACUCCAAACGGUUUGCAGUGUUUCUCUCUGAGGUCAGUGAGAACAAGCUGAAGCAGCUCAACCUUAACCACGAAUGGACUGCAGAGAAACUGCGCCAGAAGCUUCAAAUGAACGCCAACAACAGACUUGAGCUUCAGCUGUUCAUGCUCCCCGGUUUGCCCGACACCGUAUUUGAGCUAACCGAGCUGCAGUCCCUCCGGCUUGAGAUCAUCAACAACAUCACCAUACCCGCCUCGGUCUCUCAGCUGGAAGACCUCCAGGAACUGUCGCUUUACCAGUGCUCUCUGAAGUUACACACCACGGCCACCACCUUCCUCAAGGGGAACCUGAAAGUACUCCGUGUGAAAUUUGAUGACAACAGGGAACUUCCAAACUGGAUGUAUGGUCUGCGCAACUUAGAGGAGCUCUACCUCACAGGGUCCCUCAGCUCGGAUGCCUCCAGGAAUAUGGUUCUUGAGUCUCUGCGGGAGUUGAAGUCUCUAAAAACACUUUCCCUUCGGAGCAAUUUGACAAAGAUACCCCAAUCGAUAGUCGAUGUGUCGAGUCAUCUGCAGCGAUUGUAUUUACACAAUGACGGCACUAAGCUAGUGAUGCUCAACAACCUGAAAAAGAUGACCAAUCUGAUAGAUCUGGAGCUGGUGCAUUGUGAUCUGGAGCGCAUUCCACAUGCUAUCUUCAGCCUGACAAGUUUGCAGGAACUUGAUUUGAAAGAGAAUAACCUUCGCUCCAUAGAGGAAAUAGUCAGCUUCCAGCAUCUCCGGAAGCUCACUUGCCUCAAGCUGUGGCACAACAGCAUCAUGUACAUCCCAGAACACAUCAAAAAACUAGGCAGCCUGGAGCGUCUUUACUUCAGCCACAACAAGAUUGAGAUACUGCCCUCUCACUUGUUCUUGUGCAACAAACUGCGCUACCUGGAUCUCUCCAACAAUGACAUCCGGUUCAUCCCCCCAGAAAUCGGAGUCCUGCAGAGCCUGCAGUACUUCUCUGUCACUUGUAACAAAAUUGAAAAUCUACCAGACGAACUCUUCUUCUGCAAAAAACUCAAAACAUUAAAGCUGGGCAAAAACUCCCUGUCUGUAUUGUCUCCAAAAAUUUCCUACUUAGCUCUGCUGACCUACCUGGAACUCAGAGGGAACCACUUUGAGAUGCUGCCGCAGGAGCUCGGUAGCUGUUCUGCUCUGAAGCGUAGUGGCCUUAUUGUGGAAGAAAUGCUGUUUGAAACUCUGCCUUCAGAUGUCAGGGACCAAAUGAAGGUAGAGUGAGAUGCCUUCCUGUCGCCACAGUGCCUGUGUUUCUUUGUUUCAUCAGUAGUUUUUUUUUUUUUUUAGAAAGUCAGGAUAACAUCCUCGUUUAACGCAGCUUUUGUUUGUAAUUAUUCUUAAAAAGGAACACAUGUCUGUAUUGUUUUACUUUGUUUGACAGCGGAAAGCAUUGUUUAGCUAGCUACAAAUCCAGCCUGAUGCUAUAGUUCAGCAUUUUGGACUGCUUGAAUUUUUGUUGUAAAUUUCAGGAAAAUUCAAAAAGAUCUAGAGAUUCACAAUCAUAUUAGAGCAAUAUUAGUAUCAGCAAAGAUUUACAUCUUGUUGUGUUUUUUGACUGAUAUGAACAUUUCUACAAAUGCAGGUUUGGAUUGCCUUAAAACUACAGAUACUGUCAACACAUGUGUGCUUCUGCAGCAAACUUCAGAUUGGCUGUGUUUUUAAAGGGUGACCAAAGUAGGGAAGUUGGAGGCUGACUCCGCCCACAGCCGAAAUUUGAUAACAGGACUGUUAUCAUGACUGAAGUUACAGAUCAUGACAUUGGACCAUAGAUCGUUAUUAAGAACUGGACAUAGCAAACGUUGAGGUCUCCCAUAGGAAAUGCAUUACCUCACGAAAUCAGGCCAGAGUUCUCACUGUCACUUCCUGAUACGUCCACCGCCAUAUUGCAAACGAUUGCAACCUUUCGACAGCGAUUAUUCUGAGUCGUUCUGAGUCACGUUUUUAGAGGAAGUACUGUCAACCAAUCAUCAGGGAACUUGUUCCGGCUUGGUUUAAGUCUACACCCCUCCAGCGGAAAGCGACUCGAAGGAAUCUGUCAAUCACAUGUUUGAGGCGGGGCCAGUGGAAGCCACAUGCUUUUACUGAGCCAUCUGAUUGGUCAGUUUUUAACUUGAAUAAUUGGCAAUAAAGUAAAAAAAAUAAUAAAAAAAAUUAGGAUUAGAAAGAAUGUGUUAAGAAGGAAGCAUCAGUGCAAGAAUGGUUAUUCUGACAAUUAAAAUGACUGAUAAACAACCGUCUGUUUCUCAAUGGAUGUCAAUGCAACCCGCAGUUACUUCCUAUUUGGAACUCGGAAGAGGGGGGGGGGCGUGCUAAAUCCAUUGAUGUCAAUGCGUGGGACUUAAAUGGUUUGACCAAUCAUGAAAUUCAACUGUAAUACCUCGUUUCAACCUGUAAGGAGCAGCACGCAGAGGGUUUUUGACUAUAUUUUCAAGAAUUAAACAAGUUUGUUUUAAUUUGACAAAAAUGCGGCAGUGACCAACAGACAGCACUUUGAAAUCCCCAUUUAUAAAGAGUCAACAGUCAAAAAAAGUUUAAUUUUGGGUUUAGUUAUUCUUUAAGGUCAAUUGAAAUCUCACAGAUGAAAAGAUUUAUUUUUUGAGUUCUUGUACGGAAACACUUUGGUGAACUGAGUAUAAACUGAUUAAUACUAAAACAAAUGUUGUUGACAGAGAAAUACAAGUAUCUUGCUGUUAUCCUACAUAACUGAAAACCAUGUUUUUUUUUUUUGGUUUUACAUCAAGACAUCAGAUGACAUUUCAACAUAAAUCCACAAUCCUUCAUCCCUGCUGAAAUCCUUAUCUGCACACUAAAUAAAGUCAGACUUGAGCUUCUCACACUGUCAUUUUUAAACUUUUGGUGUAUUUCUCUUGAUGUAAAAUGUCUACUGAUCAUAUUCUUCCAUUAAAAAAGCUACAUAUCUGGAGCCCUCCGUGUAAAUUCUGCCUUAUUCUGUCAAUUCUGCUUUAAAGGAGGGCUUUCAAAUAUGUUAUUUAUGUAUCAUCUUUAUGUUUUAUUCAAUAGAGUGUUAAGGAAAACCAAAGGGCAUAUCUUAUACAAUAGAAUGUAAAAACUUGGUUAAAACUGUACUGCAUUUCAAAGUGCAUUAAACUUAAAUAACGUUGCCAUAA
Messenger RNA from Oryzias melastigma (Indian medaka), 4713 nucleotides. RefSeq names its product leucine rich repeat containing 8 VRAC subunit C (gene lrrc8c). The record is from RefSeq and is a predicted model, not a curated record. The transcript is spliced from 3 exons. Gene Ontology annotation, molecular function: protein binding. Bases 419 to 2806 code for a protein of 795 amino acids. Lineage: Eukaryota; Metazoa; Chordata; Actinopteri; Beloniformes; Adrianichthyidae.